This is a messenger RNA of Aspergillus candidus, 2076 nucleotides long. RefSeq lists its product as uncharacterized. The transcript has 5 exons. The record is from RefSeq and is a predicted model, not a curated record. The coding region runs from base 48 to 1781 and encodes 577 amino acids. Lineage: Eukaryota; Fungi; Ascomycota; Eurotiomycetes; Eurotiales; Aspergillaceae.
AUUGGCUUGCCCCUCUGUCAGACCUCACCACCUCAUCAUCUCCCGCCAUGCUCCUUCCUCUUCCUAUUCAUCAUUCCUCAUCCUACCUUCCUGGAAGAAAAAGAGCUUUGUUCAACAUCAUUCAGUGUUCUAUCACAAUGGAAUAUCUUAAGAGGCUGAUAGGUCGAGAAACGACAGCGGCGAGCUCCGACCCUCAACCGACAAGCUCCAAAUCCCCGCAGCCGCUCAUCAUGGCGGAUCCACUGUUGUGUUCACGUAGUGAAACCGUGAGGAAGCUUGCUACAAUACUUGACGAGGAACAGGUGGUCCAUGUGAGAGGAACACCAGCCUCCGGCAAGUCUACCCUCGCCAAACUUCUCCACAGUCACAACAGGCAGAACCACAUACCAUCAGUCUUGAUAGUAGGUUGGCCUCAGACGAAGAACUCCGCGCACACCAACAUCUACAUCAACAUCCUCGUCCAGCACGCAAGAGAUGCCGGCUUAACUUCCGUGACUCCAGACACUAUCAGGGAUACAGAUGUUACCUUUCUCAUCGACGAGGCACAGAUGUCCUAUGAAGAUUAUGGGCUAUGGUUAGACUUUAUCAAGACCCAGAAUGGCCGCCGAUAUGGACCCAGAAUCUGCUUGUUUACGUCCUACGGCAGCCCCUCUGAGGGACCAGACAAUUACCCCACUGGUAGCCCACUUACAUACCUGGGGGUCCAACAGCGAAUAUCUAUCACUCCAUCGAAGAUUAGAGGCUCUCCACAGAUUAGUCUCUUCUACACCCGGAGCGAAUUUGAUGACGUUGUACAACGGAUAUGUACGGACGAUCGGCGUCCGGUCCCGCUUCAUCAUGACGCAGCGGAUUAUAUUUUCUCUCUGACUAACGGUCACCCCGGUGCGGUUUACAGUGUGCUCGACAUGAUUUAUCAGGUCUACCGGUCGAAAAUCAAACAUGGGAAAAUCAGUGAGGUGGGAAAGGAUCAUAUAAUAACAAUGUUAGAUAACGAAGAAGAGUCUUUCCGCAUUCUUGGGCAAUCAGUGGUGAAACGGUCUUUUGUAGACCGACGAAGGCUCAGUCACCAUGCAGCGGACACUCUCCGAGAAGUCUUGAAGAAUGGAAGCGUUCAACGUGACCUUAGCAAUGACGGCAUUAGGAAUUGUUAUGAAUCUGGAUGGUUGCACUCGGAACCGCUUGAUGCCGAUGCGAGCAGUAUUGUUUGUGUAUUUCCAACAAGACUACAUGCCAAAUACGUUGAACAUUAUCUAACCGCUUCUUCGGUGCCCUUCCCCAUACAGAGAUACCCCACCAUUGGAGAUCUGUCGGAAGCAGCACUAAGGCGAUUUUCGCUACGAAAUCUCUCCUCUAUAACACGAGUAGGCACUGGGGCCGUUGUCCGGCCCGUUGAAGCUUGUUAUCAAGACGAAUUUUAUCGAUGUUUACAUGAGGUUCUUGGGUUCUCGUCAAACGUCUCCAGUGAAUGGUCUGGCGGUGGCAAUGGCCGCAUUGACUUCAGAAUUGCUGACCUCGCAUGGGGUAUUGAAUUGUUACGAGAUGGAGAUAGAUUGGACGCCCACUGCUCCCGAUUUGUAGACAACGGAAGUUACACUCGGUGGAUCGAGCAAGGCGAAUUGCGUGACUGGUUGAUCAUAGACUGCCGGACUUCACCUCCUCGCCCUUACAAUGUACCGGGUACGAAGCUUUGGAGGGCUGUGUUUGCGGUGGACUUCUCUUCCAUUGAAGUCUUGGAUGCUUCCAACAAUGUGGUCAUUCCUCGGUUCCCGUUGAUGUCUUAGCUCCACUACUUGUUUAUCCAAGGAAACCGUGCGUUGUAUUCUUUGUUGAUCAAUGGGUAUUAUUAUAUUCUGACGACACUCUUCUUGAAACAAUCCUUUUAUAUCCGUCUUACUGUCUUGUUAGUUAUAUACUUAAUAAGAAGAGAAACCCCAAGUCACGCAAGUCACAAUAUGAAAACCUCCGAUGGACAUAGUUUAGAUACAGCUUGCUUAUGUGGUAUUGCGUCUACAGUGUAGUCCGAAAUGCUAGACAAAGCUGCGAAUAUCAGAGGACAUGGCACAUGCUGGCGCCUCG